CAUGUUUUUGCAAAGACUGAUGCUCUGUUUAUCAACAGUAUGCUUGUUUUUCUAUAUGAUAGGACUCAGUUUCAUACUCAGGAUCAUGCAUUUUAUUUCACCAAGCCUCACCAAGAAAGUAAUCCUCAAAAUGGGUGAAAAGACGACCAUGACCCAGAAUCCCAACUUUAGAUAUGAGGACUGGGGUCUGACAUUUGUCUCUAUGAACUUCAUCAAAACUGCCUCUCAGCAUAUGUGGUUGUCUCUCGGACAAGAGGCCUUUGCGGGAGGAGAAGCUCCGGACUCAGCUGUGGUCAGCAUGGAGGGAGAGAAAACAAGCAUCUGCAAGUAUUUGAAAGGCAACAGACCGCUGGUGUUGAGUUUUGGAAGUUGCACCUGACCCCCAUUUAUCUACAAACUUGAGGAGUUCAAGCAACUCGUCAAGGACUUCAGCGAUGUAGCGGACUUUCUUGUGGUCUACAUCUCCGAGGCACAUUCAACAGACGGUUGGGCCUUUACCAACAACUUUGACAUCAACCAGCACCGGAGCCUGGAGGACAGGCUGUCUGCAGCACAGAUCCUGGUUCAAAAGGAGCCCCUGUGUCCGGUGGUUGUGGAUGAAAUGAACAAUGUCACUGCCAUAAAGUAUGGCGCUCUGCCUGAGAGGCUUUACGUGCUGCAGGCUGGGAAAGUUGUCUACAAGGGUUCGACGGGGCCUUGGGGCUACAAUCCACUGGAGGUGCGUUCGUUCCUGGAGAAGAUGAAAUAAGAAGGUUGUUUAUUCAAGUCAUGUAGUUCUGUAGCUGUUCUCUGGCAUCUCUUACAUCAACCAUUUCAUGUGUAGAAAUAGUAAAAUAAUAAUAAUGAUAGUAAUAAUAAUAGUAUAACCCUUGGAGGGUUGCACUAAUGUUUCCUUCUGGCUCUCCUAUGCUCCAAAAACGUAUCUCAACUGUCAAUCUCUGAGCUUGAACUCGCCUCUCAGCGUUUCUUAGUGACGACUACAGAUAAAACCGUUGGCCUCUGUAGCCAGAUGAAGUGAAACUCGGAGAGACAGUCCAGUCAAGAGUUUGUGUUUGAGGUAUCGCAUAAUGUACAGAUGUCACCGAAGUUGUCUUAAUGUCAAAGUUUAAAAGACCUUAAGAUUUAAGUCAAUGAAAGCACUUGUUUUCCACUUCUCUGGCAGUUAUCAUUAAGUAUACCAUCAGCAUUGUAAACUAUUAACCACUAAGGUUUCCUAUUGUCUAUGAAUGCUCCAAGGUAAUUUCACAGUAGGCUGCUUUUUAUAUGAUAAUUACAGUGCAAACCUCUGGUAACUGUAAUCUGAUGAAAGAUGACUUAAAAGUAGGCCUUCUCUGAAUUAUGUAGGAACACUUGUGAUUUUACACAUUUAAUGUAUAAUCUUGUUAAACAAUCUGCAUUUCCUUUUGAAUGUUCUUAUAUCACAAUCAAAUUUCUUCUGAAUGUUUCCAUUAUAGUAUAAUAAAGAAUAACCUGGGAAGA
Molecule: messenger RNA, 1479 nt
Organism: Siniperca chuatsi (mandarin fish)
Lineage: Eukaryota; Metazoa; Chordata; Actinopteri; Centrarchiformes; Sinipercidae
Gene: dio1
Product: iodothyronine deiodinase 1
Exons: 4
Molecular function (GO): thyroxine 5'-deiodinase activity
Source: RefSeq, a predicted model, not a curated record